AUGACAACGAAGGAAGCCCAAGCACUGGCAGAGCAGGGGCAACGCCUGCGACAGGAUGGAAAACUGGCCGAAGCUGAGCACGUGCUGAAAAGGUCUCUGGGGAUCUUGGAGGCAAGGCGAGGUCGGGAAGGAUGUACGGGGAUGACCAUGGCAUUAUCCGAACUGAGUUCUUGUCUGGGAGGGCGGGAGGAGGAGAUGGAGCGUAUCGCCAAGCGCUGCCUUACAAUCCAGGAGGCCGACCUGGGUCCGGAGAGCGUGCAAGUAGCCGAAACGCUCCUCGUGAUAGGCGGAUGCCUUUCGCACCCACACCAGGCGGAGGAAGGAGAACGCGUGGCCAGGCGCUGUGUGGAGAUCCAGGAGGUCCAUUAUGGAAGAACGUCUGCGAUGUUGGUCCCCGCCUUAAACCUGCUGGGUUCAGCCCUUUCGCGACGAUGUGGAAAGCUGGAAGAGGCCGAGGGUAUCCUGAGGCGCAGUCUAACAAUGGUCGAUGAGACCAACCGGGCUGUUGACCCCAGCAAACUGAACGAGAUGCAGUAUCGAUUCCUCCAAGGCAAGGUAGGCACCACGGUGUACACCCUGGGUGCCUGCCAGCUGCGAGCAGGGAAACUCGAGGAGGCCGAGGGUACUCUGAGGCGCGGUUUGGCAACCCAUGAGACCGUGCUUGGCCAAGAAAAGGUCGUGGCAGUUAGCAUGGGGGACGAAGCAGAGUCCAUGAUGAGGCGCUCUCUUGCGAAUCAAGAGGUCCAUGUGGGUCGAGAUCACAAAGACGUAGCCUACGCUCUGCAUCUGUUAGGGGUGUUCCUUCGGCAGAGAGGUAAACUGGAGGAAGCUGAUGGCUUGUUGAGGCGCUGCAUGGCCAUCUACGAGACUAAGACGGGAACUGAGCAUCUUGGCAUGAUGACCAGCACACGGCUCGAGCUAGACCUAUGUCUACGGCUCGAAGGAGAAUUGAAGGGUUGGGGCAGGAACGAGGUGCCUGUUGGGAGCAGCAGCAGUACCUUGCGAAUGCUUGACAACAGCGACUGGCAGUACGAGAACCUCUGUGAUAUGUUCCACACCCGGUGGCUCAAGCCUCAGCCGGCACGUGGCGUUUCGGUCGUGCGCAUCUUCAGCAUCCAGUACAAGCGAAAUGUUGUGGUCAAUCUGCGCCAGCGCUUUCACGGCACCUCCUGCAACGCAGGGUGCAACUUCAUGAUCGACCCACAGGGAGCAACAGCCCCGUGCGGGCUGAGCAGCUGUAGCGUCUGCAACAUCUGCAUGCUGGGCUUCAACCUCGGAAAGAACGUCGCCCGUACUGCCCGGGCAACCCGUUUCCCGCUUCGGUACGGGCCGGGCGUCUACUUAAGCAGCGUGUCCGGCAAGGCAAACGACUACGCCGGGCGCUCGGCCAAGACUGGCAGCGACGGGACAGAGCUGAGGUGCAUGUUCGUCGCCAAUGUCGCCGUGGGAAAAGCGUUCAACACCAAGAGUUCUAACCUCCCCCAAAGCGCGUGCCCUCCUUUGGGUUACCAAUCUGUGGUGGGAGAGGUGGGCCAAGCGCUUAACUUCGACGAGGUCGUGGUGUACAAGGAAGCGGCCGUUCUGCCCACGCACCUCAUCGUGUAUGCUCUGCGCCACUAA
Ectocarpus siliculosus is the source of this 1620-nucleotide messenger RNA. The record is from the annotation of a GenBank genome assembly. NCBI's taxonomy places the organism in Eukaryota, Phaeophyceae, Ectocarpales, Ectocarpaceae.